This is a messenger RNA of Colletes gigas, 2526 nucleotides long. RefSeq names its product DNA replication licensing factor Mcm7 (gene Mcm7). The transcript has 10 exons. The coding region runs from base 164 to 2335 and encodes 723 amino acids. Gene Ontology annotation, molecular function: single-stranded DNA helicase activity; ATP hydrolysis activity; ATP binding. Gene Ontology annotation, cellular component: nucleus; MCM complex. Lineage: Eukaryota; Metazoa; Arthropoda; Insecta; Hymenoptera; Colletidae. The record is from RefSeq and is a predicted model, not a curated record. Gene Ontology annotation, biological process: double-strand break repair via break-induced replication; DNA replication; DNA strand elongation involved in DNA replication.
ACGUGCCUAACCUGAAGAUAGUAAACAUCCGGUUUAAAUUAAGCGGGAAGAAUACGUUAGAAAGUGUAAGAACUUGGUUUGAUAUUGAAAGUAGUGUUUCAAUCUAUUCAGAAACAUAAAGAGUUUAGAUCAGCUAGAGAAAAGUUUUUGGAGUAAAUUUGCAAUGGCACAAAAGAUAUCGAAAGAUUAUGCAAAAGCCAGAGAACAAUUUAAAACAUUCUUGACGGAGUUUGUAGAAAUGGAUAGUAAAACUGGUGAAAAAACGUUAAAAUAUAGAAAUCAACUUGUUGAUAUAGCUCAUCGUGAACAAGUAGAUCUUACGAUAGAGUUAGACGAUGUUCAUGAUUUUGAUGACGAAUUAGCAGAAUCUAUUGUAAAUAACACACGAAGAUAUGUUAAUUUACUUUUGAAUCUUAUUCAAGAGAUGUUACCUGACUUUAAAGAGAGACCUGUACCGCCAAAAGAUGCUUUGGAUGUAUAUAUCGAACACAGAUCGUUGAUGGAAAGUCGUAACAAACACGACCAACGCGAUCCAAGAAACAAAUAUGCUCCAGAACUUAUGAGACGCUUCGAAGUAUACUUCAAAGACUUUGGCACAUCAAAGGAAUAUUCCGUAAGAGAUAUAAAAGCAGAUAAAAUAGGAAAAUUGAUUACAGUACGAGGUAUAGUGACAAGAUGUAGCGACGUAAUGCCCUUGCUUGUUGUUGCUACAUAUACGUGCAAUCAAUGCGGCGCUGAAACAUUUCAACCGGUACAAUCUUUGAAAUACAUGCCUCUGCGAACAUGUCCUAGCGAUGAGUGUCGUAUAAAUAAAUCUGACGGUGUAUUAGAUAUGCAAACAAGAGGCUCAAAAUUUAUAAAAUUUCAAGAAAUAAAAAUACAAGAACAUAGCGAUCAAGUUCCUGUGGGUCAUAUUCCAAGAAGUUUAACAGUGUACUGCAGAGGUGAAACAACAAGAAAGUGUUUACCUGGAGAUCAUGUACUUAUCACGGGUAUCUUUUUGCCUAUCGUAAAAUCUGGUUUCAGUGCUCGUGUUGGUGCAGCACUUUUGAACGAAACAUAUGUAGACGCACACAAAAUCGUUUGCCUUACUAAUUCCCAAACUGUCGACAAUACUGAUGCUGGAUUGUCGAAAGAAGAAUUAUCUUCAAUAAUGGAAGACGAUUUUUAUAGUAAAUUAGCUAAUUCUAUAGCUCCAGAAAUUUAUGGGCUCGAAGAUGUUAAAAAAGCUUUACUAUUACUUCUUGUUGGUGGAACUGAUAAUCAGAAAGACGAUAUUAAAAUUCGAGGUAAUAUAAAUAUUUGUUUAAUGGGCGAUCCAGGAGUAGCGAAAUCGCAGCUACUUUCAUUUAUAACGAGGUUGGCUCCUCGAUCUCAAUACACAACUGGCAGGGGAUCUUCCGGAGUUGGUUUAACUGCCUCAAUUAUGAAAGAUCCUUUAACCGGUCAAAUGAUGCUCGAAGGAGGAGCCUUGGUAUUAGCCGAUGAAGGUGUCUGUUGUAUCGAUGAAUUUGAUAAGAUGGCAGAUGCAGAUCGAACGGCUAUUCACGAAGUAAUGGAACAACAGACAAUAUCGAUAGCUAAAGCAGGAAUUACAACUCGUUUAAACGCAAGAGUUUCGAUAUUAGCUGCUGCGAAUCCUGCUUAUGGUAGAUACAAUCCUAAAAGAACAGUUGAACAAAAUAUUCAGUUACCUGCUGCUUUGUUAUCGCGGUUUGACUUGUUGUGGUUAAUUCAGGAUCGAGCAAACCGUACUAAUGAUUUAAAAUUGGCUCAACAUAUAACUUACGUUCAUCAACAUGGUAUACAACCUCCUAUGCAGUCGCAAGCGAUAGAUAUGAAUUUAAUUAGAAGAUACAUAAUUCUGUGUAAGAUGAAACAGCCUGUAAUUCCUGAAGAUUUAACAAAUUAUAUCGUUGAUUCUUACGUAGAAAUGAGAAGAGCGGCUCGCAAUGGUCACGAUAAAACUUUUACGUCUGCGCGUAAUUUACUAGCGUUGUUACGUUUGUCGACUGCAUUGGCGCGUCUGAGAUUAGUACUUGUCGUCGAAAAACCGGAUAUUGACGAGGCAAUUCGAUUAAUCGAGAUGUCUAAACAUUCUAUUAACUACUCCGAAACACUGUCGAAAAAUUUAAAUCAGAAUCCAGUUGAUCGAAUCUUCCGUUUGAUCAGAGAUUUGACGGGCGAGAAGAAAACUAUCAAAGUAUCAGAUAUUCUGGAACGAUGCACAAGCAAAGGAUUUAAACCCGAUAAAAUCAAUGACUGUAUCGAGGAAUACGAAACAUUGAAUGUGUGGCAAGUGAAUCAAACAAGGACACAAAUAACAUUUAUUUAAUUUACACGUAUACGUAUUUAAAUUUAUUUUGAAUUUUGCCAAAUAUUUACUACACAGGGUGAGUUUGAUCGAUGAGAUUUAAUUGAUUUUAUGUAUUUUUUAUAUUUUAAGAACUUGUCACUUGUGAAAAUUAUAUUAAACGAUACUGGUGAAUUAAUUAAUUAUUACCUUUUUACCACUUUCCUUUUCUU